UCGAAAGAAAGAUGAUCAGGUCAUCUUUCUUCGAGCAUUUUUUUUUUACUAACGUGCAGCUUGCCAACGAAGACGACAAAGAUGUCACUGCCUUGGCAAGGCUGUGUUGUUUCAUCCUAGGUUUUUUUUCCUCCUAGAAAGGCAGUUCUCAAUAGCUUCAAAGCCAAAUAAAUGUUGGUUUGACUAGACACAAUGAACAGCUAGACUUUUAAACACACCUGCUUCUCUACAAGAUCAACAGUCAAGUUUUAAUGAUCACUGUCCAGUCUGCCUAACGGGAAGAUGAAUUAUCCUCAAACGGACGGGGACGAAAAAGUGCUGAACGAGGAGCUGGAGUGCAAAAUCUGUUACCAGAAAUUCAACCUCCAGAGUCGCAAGCCCAAACUCCUGGACUGCCUCCACCGAGUGUGUGCAAAAUGCCUCACUAAAAUCCUUCAGGUAGGAAGCGGCUCGCUUCACAUCAGCUGCCCUUUCUGCCGGCAUGAAACAGAGCUGCAGGAAGAAGAAGUAGAAGGACUUCCUGAUGAUUUGAACAUCUUGUCCAGACUGGUCACCAAAGACAAGUCGACAUGGAAUUCAGAGUGCAAGGAAGUCCUCCUGACACCGAAGAACUUGGCUUCGUCAAGUCCUUCGCGCGGCUCCUCAAACUGCCUGGUGAUAACCAUCAUGGAAGUACAGAGAGAUUCCCCCCGGACUCCCAGUCAAAACAUCCUCUCGGAUUAUUACACAGAUCACAGCCUGGACUCGGAAUCUGUCAAUUCCACCAACCAGUUAGACCAAGACGUUUUCUCCAAGCUCUGUAAUCAUGUCCCCAGAAUACUAGUGUGGCUGCUUGGUUUUUUUUAUUUCGGUUCUUUGCCCCUCGGUAUCUAUUUAUUAGUGAUUCAGAAAGUCACUCUGGGAAUUGUCUGUGUCAGUCUCGUGCCAUCCAGUCUGACGGUGUGUCUUGUGUACGGUUUUUGUCAGUGCCUCUGCCAGGGAAUGUGCGACUGUUCUUCUAGAAAUUGAUGCCAAACGCAAACGGAUAUUGAGACAGCUCAAAGUCUACACGAUGGGUUUUUUUUUUUUUAAAAAAAAAAUGUGACUGUAAGUAAAAAAAGAAGAAGAAGAAGAAGGACACCGGUCUAUGAACUGGUGUUUUCAACAUUCCAUUCUUCUGACUACAGUAAUGAAUAAAGAUGAUUUUUCUGGAAAGAUAAAAUCUUUAUGUGGGAGAAGUCUGGCAUCUUGAAAAUGCGAUAUUGUCUUAUUUGACCGAAGCUGCUCAAAACACUGGCUGAGUUACAAGGAGGAGAAAUUGAGCUGAUGUCUCUGAAUGGAGCCUUUUAAUAUAUUUCGAAGGCUGCCUCUUAACUCAAUCACAAAUUGGACCAGAACCUAGCGAGAAGAAUGCUUUCCCCUGAGAAGUUAUUUUCCUGACUCCCCAGACUGUUACGUCAAUGGUGUGUGUGUGUGUGUGUGUGUGUGUGUGUGUGUGUGUGUGUGUAUGUGUGUGUGUGUAAAAGAGAUAAAUUGCUUUGUUAAACUAGGGCCAUGCUUAAUUUGAUUCACGGCUUUGUUGAAGAAAGCAGCUACGAAUUUAUCUUUUGCUCUGCUAAGAAGCAGGAGAGAUCAAGGACUGCGAUUUUUGAACUCUUCACACACUUUAGCCAAUGUUUAAUUAAAGAAAAAUAUAUAGCUCUGUAUGUGCUACAGUCUGAAAAAUAAACUAGACUGUUUCUGGCAAUGUAGACUUCUCUGAUAAAAGUUUAGAUCUCACUUGUAUAUCGAGGCAUAGUGUUGCUCAAUCAAAACGAGCAGUUUUUAUGUAUGUGGCUAUGUAUCCAUACAUUGUAUAUGGUUAUGAAGCUGGUACACUAAAAAGUAAGAGAGUUCUGUUUUAUUGUAGGCGCCUGUCUUAUUCUGCCAUAGACAAUUCUAUCAGUUAAAAAGGAGCAUGCGACAACA
Molecule: messenger RNA, 1947 nt
Organism: Pantherophis guttatus
Lineage: Eukaryota; Metazoa; Chordata; Lepidosauria; Squamata; Colubridae
Product: E3 ubiquitin-protein ligase RNF182-like
Source: RefSeq, a predicted model, not a curated record